Phyllopteryx taeniolatus (common seadragon) is the source of this 2311-nucleotide messenger RNA. RefSeq names its product solute carrier family 2, facilitated glucose transporter member 11-like. The transcript is spliced from 2 exons. Bases 16 to 1737 code for a protein of 573 amino acids. Lineage: Eukaryota; Metazoa; Chordata; Actinopteri; Syngnathiformes; Syngnathidae. Gene Ontology annotation, biological process: monosaccharide transmembrane transport. Gene Ontology annotation, cellular component: membrane. The record is from RefSeq and is a predicted model, not a curated record. Gene Ontology annotation, molecular function: hexose transmembrane transporter activity.
UCCUGUCAGCUUAAAAUGAGGGAAACUAUAAAAAGCCAGGUGCAUUACAAAGUCACUGUCCUUGAUAAACAAUAUUUUGCCUGGCGCCCUCAGCAGAAUGAUUACCACAAGCCAAAGCCGCCGGCAGGAGAACCGCCACAAGAAGCAGCCGACAAAGCAUCAAGUUCGACGGGAACUGUGGAACCAGAAGAAACCAGCAAAGCAGCAAGUUCCAAAACACUCGCGCUGACUGUUUGCUCGGCUGCCAUAGGAGGCACCUUCCAGUAUGGAUACAAUAUUUCAAUGAUCAACUCUCCCACCAGCUACAUCCAGACGUUCAUCAAUAAUACAUACAUAGCACGCUGCGGCACUGCCUUGGAAACUACUCACGUCACUUUGGUUUGGACUCUUAUUGUGUCAGCUUUCCCUCUGGGAGGUCUACUCGGAGCCCUACUAGCCGGACCAAUGGCGGUCCGCUUUGGAAGGAAGAAUUCUCUGCUUUUUAACAACUCAUUUUUGUUCGUAGGUGCUGUUUUGGUUCUGCUGUGCAGGCACGCAAAAUCAUUCGAGAUGAUCAUCUUCGCUCGGUUCCUAGUGGGCAUUAACUCAGGGGUCAGUAUGAAUGUCCAGCCUAUGUACUUUGGGGAAAGCGCCCCCAAACACCUCAGAGGCGCUGUGGCAUUUUCCUCCGCUGUUUUUACGGCGUUUGGGAUUUUCUCAGGUCAAGUUGUGGGGCUGACUGUGGUGUUGGGAACAGAACAUCUCUGGCCCUACCUACUAGCCAGCAACAUGCUGCCAGGGUUGAUCCAGAUGCUCACGCUACCUUGGUUCCCGGAAAGCCCCAGAUAUCUGCUCAUUGACAAGGGAGACCGUGAAGCGUGCAUCCGGGCACUAGAGAGACUCCGUGGUGGCGUGGCUCCAGUUUUGGAAAUACAAGAAAUAGUUGAAGAACAGCAGAGGUAUUCCGAUCCUGGAUCUGCAGCUUCUGCGAAGACGCCCUGUUCCCUUUUUAAGGAUCCUAACUUACGAUCCCAGCUCCGAACGGUCAUGGUGGCAAGCAGUGCCAUGAUGCUCUGUGGCAAUGACUCCAUCUACUUCUACGCGUCCUACAUAUUUCUUCAGGCAGGCAUCCCCAGAGACAAAAUCCAAUAUGCCACCAUUGGCACAGGGGCAUCUGAACUGACUGCUUCCAUCCUGAGCAACUUCCUGAUUGAACGAGUGGGCCGCAAGUGUCUUCUUGUUGGGGGCUACACUCUUAUGUCUUGCUGGACUGUCAUCUUCACAAUAGCCCUCACACUCCAACAACGAGGAGUCGAAGGGAUGUCCACCCUCAGCAUGGUAUGCGUGUUCGCCUACAUCCUGAGCUUCGGCUUGGGCCCUGCAGGUGUGACAGGGAUCCUGCCCGCAGAGAUCUUUGACCAGUCGGCUCGUCCGGCAGCGUACAUGGUUGCUGGAUCGCUAAUGUGGCUCAGUCUGCUCCUGGUGGGAAUGUUGUUUCCCUUCAUUGUCGGAAGUCUGGGGAGCGUCUGCUUCCUGCCGUUCUUGGCUGUGUGUUUGCUGUCGGCUGUAUUUUUGGGGCUCACGUUCCCAGAGACGAAAGGCAAGAGCCUGCCUGAGAUCACCGCAGAGUUCGAUAGAAAGAACGGAUGGAAGAUGCAGGGAAAGCAGGUGGAUGAGCCCGGGGAGGAUCACAUUGAGCAGGAGGAAGUCAGCUGCUUUACUUUCUUACCAGAAGAUCUUGACAACGUGACAUUAUGAUUGUAAAACUGGAAAACCAGCAAGACAAUAAAAAGUCCACUUGAUUCUUUGUAAAGCUCAAUAUUAUUCCACUUAUAGAAGUAUUGGAACGUAUUUACAUCUGAUCUUUGUCGGCAACUGCUUUCCUUGUUCGAUUCAAUUAAUGUAUGUUACUUACCAAUGGUUUGUUUCCUCUGCCAAAUACUGUCGCUGUAUUAGUAUGACCUGUAAUUGCUCAAAAGCUCGAAUUUGAGUUUCUAUUUUGUCUUAGUUUUGCACUUGUUUUUCAACCCAAGUACAGCUUUCUGGUUUUCAUGUUUGUUCCACCUAUAAUGAGUAUGAAUGUAGUCUUCACAGGCAAAACCCAGAUCUGAAACUAAAAUAAGUGUAGACAUUCAGAAGUAUUGAUUGAAUCGAUGGUUUAAUAGGACACAACUGGGUAACAAAACACAUCUGUCAAUCACUUGUUGUUAUACUUUUAAAUACUUUAAAAUUUCCACUCUUUGAAAUGGGUGAAUUUAAAAAAAUUGUGGUAUCUACCAAGUUGUUUGUCAGAUCCAGAUGUAAGUACCUAGAAAUAAAAAACUGAAAUGUU